Molecule: messenger RNA, 1110 nt
Organism: Camellia sinensis
Lineage: Eukaryota; Viridiplantae; Streptophyta; Magnoliopsida; Ericales; Theaceae
Source: RefSeq, a predicted model, not a curated record
AUUUCAAGCUCCAAUGGCGACGAAUAGUCUACUUUGUUUCUGAACUUUAAUCGGGCUUCUUGAGCUUGUUGAGCUGCGCGGUCUUUUCUCUCUCUACACUGUUUUGAGAGGAAGAGAAAUAGAGAAAAAUGGCGGCACAUGAAGCUCCUAUUUGCUACGUCGAAAUCGCGAGAAAGUAUGCCGCUUUCCGUCUCAUGAAACAAAUGGGGUGGGAAGAAGACGAAGGGCUUGGGAAAGAGAAGCAAGGCAUCAAAGGAUAUGUCAGGGUUAAGGACAAACAGGACACUGCAGGUAUUGGUGUAGAUGAACCCAAAAAUAAUUGGGCGUUUGAUACAUCAUAGUUUGACAACAUCCUAAAGAGAUUGAAAGUGCAAGCAGCAAAAAUCAAGGAUGAAGCUGUUGAAAAGGAUGAUGUUCAAGAUGUUGAUACUGAAGCCACCACAGAGACUAAUACAGUUGUCAAGUCUACUCGGCCCCAAGGAAGGUCAUGGAUUUCACAGAUCAUGUUUGGACAGAGUGCAUGUCACCUGUUCUAGGAAGGAAAUGGUUACUGUCAGUGUUGAUGGUUCUGUGCUAGAUCGAAUUGCUAAAAUUAUGUCAUAUCUUCGCCUUGGAUCAUCUGGGAAGGCUCUCAAGAAAAAGAAGAAAGAAAGAGAAGUGAAAGGAAGGAUAGCAAUUAUUGGCAAUGAAUAUGUUGAAGAUGAGACGGUGUCAAAGCCUGACGGUGAAAUUUUAAAGAAUAGAACUUACAGAGAAAACCUACCUCCACCUCCCCCACCUCCGAAGCAGGGACAUCCUAAUUCAAAAGAGAACCAAGGCCCUGAAGUUUCUAGAGCUGAAGAUGACGACAUUUUUGUGGGGGAAAUUUUGUUACCUGCACUCUAAAGAUGAUGCUUCAAUCUCGUCACCUGCAAGACAGGAAUGUAUUGUGUAAUACAUUGGCAUGAAAUUUUGUUUGUUUUUCUUGAAUGGCUAUGCGAUGUAUUGCGCUGUGUCACGGUCAGAAUUUACUUGGCACCAUAUUUAUGUAUUUUCUCUCGGAACAAAUACAUUUGAUUUUUUUUUUUCUUUUUUGUAUUUGUGUUUGUAGUUGAAGGCCUAUUUUCCUUU